This is a messenger RNA of Porites evermanni, 342 nucleotides long. The record is from the annotation of a GenBank genome assembly. Lineage: Eukaryota; Metazoa; Cnidaria; Anthozoa; Scleractinia; Poritidae.
AGACUAUUACUCACGUUACUAAGCAAGGGAAGAGAUAACCUCGAUUUUGCGAGAAAUUCUACUUCUGAGGUACCAGAAGAACCUCACCCACCUAAAAACACUCCCCAGUGGUGCAGAUGUGGGGUUUGCAGACCAGUGCCAGACGAGCACGAAGAUUUGUGUUGGAAAAGAGGGACUUUCUUGAGAUCAUAUAGGAUAUUUUCAACUAUAUCCCUCUUAGAAGUAUGUAUAAAAGCUGAAGCGAUAUUCAGGCUAAAGAGAUCAGCUUUUGACCUUUCUGUAUGCAGAGUUUUAGAAAAGCCGCAUAUCGCCAGUUUGCCCUUUGAAGACAUGGUAAAUUAG